Messenger RNA from Colletotrichum phormii, 253 nucleotides. RefSeq lists its product as uncharacterized. Lineage: Eukaryota; Fungi; Ascomycota; Sordariomycetes; Glomerellales; Glomerellaceae. Gene Ontology annotation, molecular function: protein binding. The annotation marks the transcript as partial. The record is from RefSeq and is a predicted model, not a curated record. The transcript has a single exon.
AUAUUGCUAGACGUCCACUGGCUCAUAUACAAGAAGUUUGGGAGAUAUACGCACAAAAAUACCAUUCUAGGCCGGGCGUGUACUCAAAAAGAGGUGGUGUGGGUAGAAGAGACACAUCACUUCGCUGAGACUAGCCCUGAUGUUUCCACAAUGGUCAAAGAAGAUGUUAGAGUGAUCAGAUGGGCACAGUCCCAUCUUUGAACUCCUAAAGAAACAAGUGGCUCAUUACUCGUAUCUCAUUUCCAGAGAAAAA